Messenger RNA from Didymodactylos carnosus, 1464 nucleotides. The record is from the annotation of a GenBank genome assembly. NCBI's taxonomy places the organism in Eukaryota, Metazoa, Rotifera, Eurotatoria, Philodinida, Philodinidae.
AUGGCUGACACUGUAUCUUAUCCAACGUCAACGUCACCCGGCGGUGUUCCACAAGAUCAAUCUUAUUCUCAUCAACAAUAUUCUUAUCAGGGACAAACUCAUAGUCCAGGAGGAGCUGGAGGAUCCUAUGGUCAACUAAAUGGACAUAGUCAAGGGUAUCAACAAGGUGCUGGUGGAGAUCAUAUACAACAACAAGAAGUUGAAUAUUCAAAUCAAAAUAUUGUGAAUGGUGGUAAUGCACAAGACUACAGUCAAUAUGGACAAUAUGGAACGAGAAGUGGAGUAGAGAGCCAACAGUUUGGAGGCUAUAGUGAUGGUUCAUCAGCGCCAAACAUUGAACAAAAUCCCGGUGCUCUAAUACAACAAUUCGGAGGUGGUGGUGGUGGUCAACUCGUACAGGGACCACAUGGCUCAUAUAAAAUUAAUUUUGAUCCAAAUCCUCAAAUUAUUCGUAAACAUGCAAACGAUGCUGUAACAUACAAACAAGAAGUUGCUGUACGAUAUCUUCGUCCUCCAACACCACCACCACCAGGUCCAUUGAUCAUCAAAGAAGUUCGUAAUCCUGCUUUACCCGCAGCACCUCCAAUUGUUAUUCGUCAAAGACCACCUCGACCAGCAACACCGCCACCACUGAUUAUUAGAGAACGACCACCACAACCGCCAGCGCAGCUCGGACCAAAACUGAUAACAAAGCCGGUACCGCCACCACCUCCUCCACCUCGUCGAGUUAUCAUUGAGCGCAUGCCACCAUUACCUCCAAAACCACAAAGUAUCAUCGUCGAACGUUGGUUACCAUAUAAACAACAAAAACGACGUGUUAUUUAUCAAAAAGCACCACCUGUUCCUCCACCUGCUCCACAAAAAAAUUUAAUAAUACAAUGGGAAGGUACACAGGCACGUGUCGUAAAAGAAUUUCGAAAUCUCGGCAUAAUCAAAGCAGAUCCAAUGGCAUAUGUUCAACAAUAUGGUGCACAAUUGAGACCCACACAAGGUCUACCAGAUUUUGUUAAAGGAUUACCAACACCUAACCUUGGACCAGAAUAUGGCGGAGCAGGCGGUCCCGAUUUAAUCAAUCCCGCAUUACUCGCUGGCGGUGGACAACCAAAUUUUGGUGGACAGAAUGGAUAUGAUGUUGCUGGACAAGGUCUGUUAGCAAGUGCAUCAGGUGUUUCAUUAUCAGGUGGUGGUCAAAGUGGUUAUGCUGUUGAUGGUGCGCAAUAUGCAGGGUACAAUGAUCAACGAGGCGGCGUUACUGAUGGACAAAAUAUUGGUGGUUUUGGAAACAUUGGGGGAUCAGGUUAUAGUUAUCAGCAGGCAGGUUACUCUACAGGAAGUACAGUCGAAGGACAAGGACAACAAUUUGGUGGUGAUCAGCAACAGGGUGGUAAUUCGUAUGAACAAACACAAGGAUAUCAAAAUGUCCAAUAUCAAACAAUACCAGCUGGGGGACCGGCACUUCAUUAA